AUGUUGCCUCCUAAGGAACCCAACACGUCCUCGACCACCACCACCUUUACUCUCCCAUUGAGAGCUGCGCCGGCAAAGUCACUCACUCUCGAUCCCUAUUUCACUCUCCUCUACGAAGACAACAAGACGGCCUUGCACCACUUCCUUCACGACAAAGCGCCUCUUCCUGUCAAAGAUAUCCUCGCAACACCACGAUUCGUCGAAUAUGUCUUGAGCAAAGAGCCCGGUCCAAAGGUCCAGUACGAAAACCUUCGACCUGCCCUGACUGCCAUUCGUUCCUUCUUGCUCAGCUCUUCUGGCGGCAAGAGGCUUUUGGCAUUCUACAAGCACCUCCUACAAAUCCAAGGUCGCUGGUUGAUUGCGACGGCUGAAUUGGUCGGCUUUGAACUCUAUGUCAAGCUCACUCACGCCCUCUUCAUCUCCCGUGAUGACAAGAAGCUUUUGGCCCAUUUCGUCGAGGUCAUCCCAGACACUGUGUCCAAGGUGGCGGAUUACAGCACCCUCGACAAAGCUAGCUUUGACAGCCUCUUCGCCUCCGAGAAGAGUCGUCUUCAGGAGGCUUGCUUCACCGCGACUGACGGCCUCUUCGACUUCAAAGUCUCCAGGGCGUUUUACCACUCACACGGGAAACUUCUCACUGCCAUCGAGAUCCAUGAAGCCAAGCUUCAGGAAUUGCGGGAGCGAGCUGAGCGCCGUCGUGCUGAACGCCAGGCCAGGAUCCAAGCCGCGUACGCACGAAAUUCAGCUACUGUCUACCGACAGAUGGGUAUGGGGGCCAGGCUUACCCACACUCCGCACGCCGACGCCUCGAUCUGUGAGUACACCAAGCGGAUCUUCGAUGAAUUCCUCUCUUUCGGCGGGGAGGCUGGUGCUGAUGUACCUCUUCAAGUCACCGAGGAAUAG
Messenger RNA from Fonsecaea erecta, 903 nucleotides. RefSeq lists its product as hypothetical. Lineage: Eukaryota; Fungi; Ascomycota; Eurotiomycetes; Chaetothyriales; Herpotrichiellaceae. The coding region runs from base 1 to 903 and encodes 300 amino acids. The record is from RefSeq and is a predicted model, not a curated record. The transcript has 2 exons.